GACAGUUACUUCUGCAGAAGGUCAGAGACCUGAUAAACCAGACAUUAUAGUUUCAGUCAGUCAGCUGGUGGAUUUCCUCUCAGUGAUUCACCUGUGAUCCAUCUGUGGGAAUCUGUCCGCCGUCUGCUGUUUGUUAGGCCAUGGGGAAAUGCUGCAGAGUCAGCAGGCUGUGCAUUCUGUUUGUGGUCUUAGCCCUGGUCUCCGUAGCAACCAUUGUUACUUUGUGGACUCUUGCCCUGACAGGAGACUAUUUCACAGCUCCGUGGGACAGCUAUCGGCUGCCCACUGCUUUGGUCCCUGUCUCUUACAACAUCACCCUGUGGCCUCGUCUCAGGCCUGACCCAAACACCGGCCUCUACAUCUUUACAGGACACUCCACUGUGGAGUUUGAGUGUGUGGAUGAAACAGAACUGAUCCUGAUCCACUCCAACAAACUCAGCUACACCAAACUGAACAAUGCACACAUUGUCAGUCUCAUCGCUUCAGGUGGUGGGUCUGCUCCCAGUAUUGUGUCCUCCUGGAUGCAGCCUAAGACCCAGUAUCUCAUCACCCAGCUGAACAAUAAAUUAACUCAGGGACAGAAGUAUCAGCUGUACACUGAGUUCACUGGAGAACUAGCUGAUGACUUAGCAGGUUUUUAUAGGAGUGAAUAUCAAGAAGAUGGGGUCCGGAAGAUUGUUGCAACCUCUCAGAUGCAUCCAACUCACGCCAGAAAAGUCUUCCCUUGUUUCGAUGAGCCAGCAAUGAAAGCUGUUUUCUAUAUUACUCUCAUUCACCCUCCUGGAACUGUAGCCCUGUCCAAUGGCAUGGAGAAAGAAAUUGUUAACACUACUAUUGAUGGAAUUGCUGUGACAAAGACCAAGUUUGAGCCCACCAAGAAAAUGUCAACCUAUCUUCUGGCCAUCAUCAUCUCUGACUACACACACCUCAGUUAUUCACAAGGAGACACUCUGAUUCGUAUCUGGGCUCGCAGGACGGCCAUCGAGCAGGGACAGGGACAUUACGCCCUCAAUGUGACUGGACCUGUACUAGAUUUCUUCCAGUUGUACUAUAACAUCUCCUACCCUCUGAGCAAGUCAGAUCAAAUCGCUCUACCAGACUUCUACUUUGGUGCUAUGGAGAACUGGGGUUUGGUGACGUACAGAGAGACUAAGCUUCUCUAUGACCCUUUGACCUCCUCCAACAGAAAUAAAGAGACCACCGCAACCAUCAUUGCUCAUGAAUUAGCACACAUGUGGUUUGGUAACCUGGUGACCUUGCAGUGGUGGAAUGAGGUCUGGCUGAAUGAGGGCUUUGCUUCAUAUGUGUCGUACUUGGGAGCAGACCACGCUGAACCCGCAUGGAACGUGAAAGACUUGAUAAUACUUGAUGAGGUCCACAGAGUGUUUGCAGUCGAUGCCUUGACUUCCUCUCAUCCUUUGUCUUCUAAAGAAGACAGUAUCAUCCUCCCAGACCAGAUUAGUGAGCAGUUUGAUGUCAUCUCAUACAGUAAGGGUGCAGCAGUGCUGAGGAUGCUGUCUGAUUUUUUGUCAGAGCCAGUCUUUGUCCAGGGACUCAGUAGAUACCUCAGUCACUUUGCUUAUAGUAACACAGUAGGGAAUGACUUAUGGAACCAUCUACAAAUGGCAGUGGAAGCCAAUAAUGUUUCACUUCCUCGUCCAGUUAAUGACAUCAUGAACUGCUGGGUGCUCCAGAUGGGCUUCCCUGUGGUUACCAUAGAUACUACCACUGGAAAGGUUUCCCAGAAGUACUUUCUGCUGGAUCCAGAGUCUAAUAUCAAAGUCAAAUCACCUUACAACUAUGAGUGGCUAAUUCCUGUUAGGUGGAUGAAGUCUGGUGAGGUCCAGAGAGAUAUCUGGUGGCUGAUGGAAAAGGAAGCUGUAAACUUGGAGAUGUGCAAUGAUAGUUUGUGGGUUCUGGCCAACAUUAAUAUAACUGGAUAUUACAGAGUGAACUAUGACCAUGGAAACUGGGAACGCCUCAUCACUCAGCUUAACUCAGAACACCAGGUUAUACCGGUGAUAAACAGAGCCCAGCUUAUGGAUGAUGCUUUCAAUCUGGCCAGGGCUCAGCUGGUCUCCACUACUCUCGCUCUGAAGACAACCUCCUACUUGUUGAUGGAGACAGAGUACAUACCCUGGCAAUCUGCUCUGGAUAAUCUACACUAUUACUACCUUAUGCUGGACUGUACUGAAGUCUAUCAGCCUAUGCAGGACUACAUAAAGAAGCUGGUGACUCCCCUCUUCCUGUACUUCAAGAACAUGACAUCAAACUGGACCCAUAUUCCUGACAGACUCACUGACCAGUAUAACCAGGUGAAUGCUAUCCGUAUGGCCUGCAGGACCGGAGUAACAGAAUGCCAGGACUUGACCACUACAUGGUUCAAACAAUGGAUGGACAGCCCUCAAGAAAAUCUGAUUGAUCCCAACUUGCGGUCAGCAGUUUACUGCAGUGCCAUGGCGGCAGGCGGUGAGGCAGAGUGGGAGUUUGGCUGGUGGCAGUUCCAGGGUUCUUCAGUUGCCAGCGAGGCCAGCAAACUCAUGUCUGCACUGGCCUGUACCAAAAACAAAACACUGCUGGAAAGGUAUCUGUCUUACACCUUAAACCCAGCUAUGAUUCGUAAGCAGGACGCCACUUCUGUCAUCACAUCAGUCGCCAGCAACAGAGUGGGACACAGUCUGGCAUGGGACUUUGUCAGGAAACAGUGGGAGUACAUGUUCACACAAUAUGGUGUGGGCUCUUUCUCCUUUGCCUCUAUGAUCAGUGAGGUCACAGCACGGUUCUCCACAGAGGCUGAGCUACAGCAGCUGGAGGAGUUUGUGGAGGAGAACAGUGCAGUCGGAUUUGGCUCUGCCACAUUGGCUGUGAAGCAGGCAGUGGAGAGGACUAAAGCUAACAUCAAAUGGCUGCACCAGAACAAACAAGAGAUCCUGGACUGGUUCAACAGUCAGAUUCAGGCAUAGAGAGCGAGCUGCGAGCUGUGACUGAUCUCCCAAGAAAAAUGUCAGAAACUUGGAGCUACUGAUGAAGAGAAACCAGAGAGUUCACAGGAAUUAAACAGGGAAGACAAAAUGGAGAGUACAGUUGAGCAUCUUCAUUUCUAUAGUAACAGUUAUAUGUCAUAAAGCUAGUCCUAUAAAUUGUAUCUGUUAUGAACAGUCCUGGGUCAGCUUUGACCUUCUGUACCUGCUAAGUACAAUACAGUACAAUAUGUAUGUGUCAAGAACUCAAACCACAAACUCAAUAGCACAACUCAGAGGCGAGGCAAGUGUAGAUAAGACAUAGAGACAAACAACCAUUCACACUCACAUUCACACCUACAGACAAUUUAGAGUCAAACUGCAUAACCUGCAUGUCUUUGGACUCUUUGAAUAUCAUUGCACUCAUCAUCUACCAUUCUUUCAGACCCCCCUCUUCACCAUCACCACCACUAUAACCGUCAUGAUGUUGACAGACACUUGCUGCUAACUGAUUUUAGAACAGUGCUUUGAGACUAAAUAAAAUCCACAUUCUUAUAAAUCUAAACUAUCCUAAACUGUCAGAGAGUAAAUUAUAUAUCUCUGUAAUAUAAUAUAACAAUAGAGAUGGCAUCAUAGUCACAGAAAUACAAACACACAUCAGCCAGUGCAGUGUUCUGUAGUUUUGUUCCUGAUGGUUAAACUCUGUUGACCACUUGGUGAAUGUGCUAUUGUGUUUAUGAUUAACCUUGUGAGUCCCUCUGUACAUUUUUUUUUUUUUUCAGUUGAAACUACUCAAUAAUUUUGCCCCUGUUAGUGGCAAGGAUUUCAGUUUUUCUAUCAAAAUUUAAAAUUCAACCUUCGAUCUAAUAAUAGGGCUAUAACACACUGUGUAGAAGGAAAAGUUCCACCUUUUACCCUCUGGACAUUUUUUGCACCAUUGACUCCCAUUAUUAGAUACAUUUUUUAUCCUACUCUAAUUUUAGCAUAAAACAGUGUUUUACACAUGACUACCUUUUCAAUCUAAGCUUUUGGCUUUUUUCAAUUAUCCAUUAUAUGAUGUCAUUUUGGUUGAGGGCUCCAUUAUAUGCUGUUUCACUGAGGCCUUUUUCUGUUGUAUUUCUGACUAUUGCUUGGUAACAGAAUACAUGAUUGCAACUAAAA
Molecule: messenger RNA, 4121 nt
Organism: Lates calcarifer (barramundi perch)
Lineage: Eukaryota; Metazoa; Chordata; Actinopteri; Centropomidae
Product: aminopeptidase N
Exons: 23
Coding region: 141-2963 (940 amino acids)
Biological process (GO): proteolysis; peptide catabolic process
Cellular component (GO): cytoplasm
Molecular function (GO): peptide binding; zinc ion binding; metalloaminopeptidase activity
Source: RefSeq, a predicted model, not a curated record